Hipposideros armiger (great roundleaf bat) is the source of this 3571-nucleotide messenger RNA. RefSeq names its product sialic acid binding Ig like lectin 10 (gene SIGLEC10). The transcript has 12 exons. Gene Ontology annotation, cellular component: plasma membrane. The coding region runs from base 311 to 2617 and encodes 768 amino acids. Gene Ontology annotation, biological process: cell adhesion. Gene Ontology annotation, molecular function: sialic acid binding. Lineage: Eukaryota; Metazoa; Chordata; Mammalia; Chiroptera; Hipposideridae. The record is from RefSeq and is a predicted model, not a curated record.
CCAGGGUUAAACACAUGCCUUCCCCUCCCUCCCCCAGAGAUGACUCAGGAGGGACCAGGUCAGCAAGCCCAACGGCAGGCAGGGCCCCCAAGGAAAGGCUGAGGGUCCAAGUGGGCAAAGUCGGGGUGGGGAGUGGGGAGAAAGGGAGAUUCCCGUGGGUCUCAGCUCAGAAGCUCAUUUUCAUGCACCAGUCCCCCAGGCUCAGCUUCCGCCUGCUCCUGGCUUCCCCUUCUGCCCCUGCCCAGUGGCAGUCACGGCGUCUGGGGAAGGAGCCUGCCUUGGGGCAGACCCAAGUGCCUCCUGUGCAGAGAUGUUCCUGCUGCUGCUGUUUGCCAUGUUAAGCGACGGAUAUCUGGUUCCAAUCUCAGAAUUCUCCCUGAGAGUGCAGAAGAAAGUGACGGUGCAGGAGGGCCUGUGUGUGCUUGUGCCCUGCACCCUCUCCUACCCUCACAGAAACUGGAGUGAAGAUACCCCAGCUUAUGGCUACUGGUUCAAACUUUGGGGCGCCUCUGUUCUGCCAGUGGCCACAAACAACCAGUCUCAAAAGGUGGACACGAAUACCCAGGGCCGAUUCCAGCUCGUGGGCAGUCCUCAGGACAAGAGCUGCUCCCUGCUGAUCAGAGAUGCACAGAUGGGAGACAGGGCAACAUAUUACUUUCGGGUCGAGAGAGGCUCUUACGUGCGAUAUAAUUUCAAGCAAAAUCUAUUCUCUCUGGAUGUGACAGCCUUGACACGGAAGCCAGAUGUCUACAUCCCAGAGAUGCUGGAGCCUGGGCACCAGGUGACAGUCACUUGUGUGUUUGACUCAGACUUUGAGCAAUGUCCAGUCCCUACUUUCUCCUGGACUGGGGCUGCCCUCUUCUCCCAAGAAACCAGACCGACAAGGUCCCACGUCUCCAUGCUCACUUUCACACCAAGGUCCCAGGAUGACGGCGCCAACCUCACCUGUCGAGUAGAUUUCUCCAGAAAGGGCGUGAGUGCUGAAAACACCAUCCGCCUUAAUGUGGCCUAUGCUCCCAAAGGUCUGUUGAUCAGCACUUCCCCAGCCAAAGGAUCAGCCCUGGAGCCCCAGGGAGACAGCCUAUAUCUGGAAGCCCAGAAAGGCCAAGACCUGCGACUGCUCUGUACUGCUGACAGCAGACCCCCUGCCACCCUGAGCUGGGCCCUGGAGGACAGGGUCCUUUCUUGGUCCCACCCCUCAGGAUCCAAAGCCCUGGAGCUGGAGCUGCCCAGGGUGAAGCCUGGGGACUCAGGACACUACACCUGCAGAGCCGAGAACAGGCUUGGCUUCCAAAGCCGCACCCUGAACCUCUCUGUGCAGUAUGCCCCCGAGAACCUGAGAGUGAUGGUUUUCCAAGCCAACAGGACAGUCCUGGAAAACCUCAGGAAUGGCACAUCCCUCCCAGUCCUGGAGGGCCAAAGCCUGCGUCUGCUCUGUGUCACUCACAGCAACCCCCCAGCCUUGCUGAGCUGGGCCCGGGGGGGACAGAUUCUGCACCCUUCCCAGGCCUCAGACCCUGAGGUCCUGGAGCUGCCUCAGAUACAAAUGGAGCAUGAAGGAGAAUUCACCUGCCAUGCUUGGAACCUGCUGGGCUCCCAGAACGUCUCUCUGCAUCUCUCUGUGCACUACCCCCCAGAGCUGCUGGGACCCUCCUGCUCCUGGGAGGAGGAGGGUCUGUACUGCAGCUGCUCCUCCCGAGCCCAGCCGGCCCCCUCCGUGCGCUGGCGACUGGGGGAGGGGUUGCUGGAAGGGAACCUCAGCAAUGCCUCCUUCAAGGUCACCUCCAGCUCAGUGGGGCCCUGGGCCAACAGCUCCCUGAGCCUCAGCAAGGGGCUCAGCUCCAGCCUCAGGCUCAGCUGCGAGGCUGGAAAUGUCCACGGGGCCCAGAGCGCCACUGUCCUGCUGCUGCCAGAUAAAAAGGGACUCAUCUCAGAAGCGUUCUCUAACGGAGUAGUUCUGGGCAUUGGCGUCACCACCCUCUUCUUCUUCCUUGGCCUCUGCCUCAUCCUGGUCAUCAUGAAGACGCUGGGGAAGAAACAGACCCAGGCAGAGACUCCGACCCAGGCAGAGACUCGGAGGCCCAGGAUCGCAAGGAGGAGCACGAUCCUGGAUUACAUCAACGUGGUCCCUCACACCGGUCCUCUGAUGGAAUGUAAGCUCAGCGAGAACAGAGGCUUCGUUUUACUCCCUGAUGUAACCCCAGUUCCUCCAUCAGUGCCUGGCAUGUGGCUGGGAAUCGGAAUGCCAAACCAAGCAGUCCUUUCCGGAUGCCUCCUGCAGAGGCUGACUCUCCACAAUCUAAGAACAGCCAGGAGCUACGUUGUGUUGCCCACAGUGGUCCAGGACCCAAAGCACCCCCUCAAGCCCCAGAAUCAAGGAACAAUGAAGAGGAGCUCCAUUAUGCUACCCUCAACUUCCCAGGCCUCAGACCACAGGAGACCCAGGAGUCCAAGGACACUGGCUCAGAAUACGCAGAAAUCAGGUUCCACUGAGGGUCCACAGGCUGUGGGGACAGGGAUCCAGGCUAGAGAGAAAGGCAGGGCCAUUGAGAGGACGAGGAAGAGGGCAAAGUAUCUGUCUCUUUUUCUUCUACUCCUCCAAGGAUGGGUCAUUUGAACUGCUUGACAAAUCUUCAGAGUGACCUCUAAAUACACAAGGAUAAACUUUUCUUCUGACAUACCCAGGCACCACCCUAGCUGAUAACUCACAGUCUCACGUUUCUCAACGGUGGGAGGGCCUUUAAAGACGGUUAAACAACCAUCUUUGUGAGGUCAGCAAGCUAACCUCUCAGGUCAAGACUGGUCCUAUGCCUAUUUUCAUUCCGCAUGUCAGCCAAUAAUUUUUUUUUAACCUUUUAAACAGCUGGGGAGAAAAAAAAUCAAGACAAGAAGAAUGUUUUGUGAUGCAUGGAAAUAUAAAAUUCAAAUGCUGAUGUUCAUUAAUAAAGUUUUAUUGGAGCCCAGACAAGCCCAUUCUUUUAUGUAUCACCAUCUAUGGCAGGUUUCAUGUGGAGUUGAGUUGCCAGCCUGCAAAGCCUUAGAUAUAUAGCGUCUGGUCCUUUACAGGAGAAGUUUAUGGAUAUUAGUCUAAAGUAAAUUCACCCACUUAUUUUUACAGAAGAGGAAACAGGAGCAGAGGUUCAGAAAGGGGUCAAAAGCAGCCAAGGUCUACGUGACUAUCUGUGGGUCUAGAUGGAAGGUUCCCAGAGUGAGGGUGUGAGGCACGAGGGGGUAAAGGAUGAACGCAUUGUCCACCCCCAAUCUAGGGAAGAGCAAAUACUUGAGGGCAUGGGAGCGGGGACACUGGCAAAAUGGAAUGAAGAACAAACUGGCAAUGUGUUCUGAUCCAACCAGCUGGUAAACAGAGGAAAAGGAGUCUGUUUCACACAGCAAAGCAUGUCUUUUCCCUUUGUCCUUCCCCAGAGCUCAUAGUUCUAAUUGUUUCAUGGACAGUCCUCUUGGGGGAUGGCUGCCAGUUGUCAGGCAGAAAACUGGGUACUCAGAAAAGAUGCUGGUCUUUGCAUUUUUUAAAAAAAUUUUUAUUGGGUAACUGUGUUUUUCCCAGGACCCA